Molecule: messenger RNA, 1591 nt
Organism: Thunnus maccoyii (southern bluefin tuna)
Lineage: Eukaryota; Metazoa; Chordata; Actinopteri; Scombriformes; Scombridae
Gene: trmo
Product: tRNA methyltransferase O
Exons: 6
Coding region: 121-1494 (457 amino acids)
Source: RefSeq, a predicted model, not a curated record
CCCGGCGAGUGCUUCCGCGUUGAGAAACUCCCACGUGUUUCCCGUGGUUUGUUUCUGCGUAGCAGAUAACCAAAAAGCUGACUUAUCUAGAGGUGUUUGUUCUUUUUUUGUCAAUAAAAGAUGAGUCCUCUGUGCGAGUGCUGCGGCGAACACCUAAAUAAACUGAAUCAGCAGGUUUCUGUGAUGCGGAAAGAAAUCAAAAACCUGAGGCAGAUGUUGGACACUGCAGUUAGAGCUAAUCGUAAACAUAUGAUAUCCCUUCAGUCUUCUGUGUCAAAGAUUGGACUCUGUGAACCUGACAAACACCAGCCGCCGCCACCACCAUCACCAGCAUCACCACAGGCUGCGCUGGAGAAAGGAAACAUUCAGACAGUCCCGAUUGGUUACAUCAGUUCCUGUUUCUCGGUGAAGAAUGGGACACCCAGACAGCCCACCAUUUGUGGCCCAUCAAGAGCAGAACUGCGCAUCCAGCAGAGCGUCUUCAAUAACCCCGAACAUGCUCUGGUGGGGCUGGAGCAAUACUCCCAUGUCUGGAUUAUCUUUCUCUUUCACAAAAAUGGGCACCUGAAUUACAAAGCCAAAGUGAAGCCUCCCAGACUGAACGGUCAAAGAGUUGGUGUGUACUCGACUCGCAGUCCGCACCGACCAAAUGUCUUAGGCCUCACUUUGGCCAAGCUGGAUAAAAUUGUAGGUGAUACAAUACAUCUGUCAGACAUUGACAUGAUUGCUGGCACCCCAGUCCUGGAUAUCAAACCCUACAUCCCAGAGUACGACUCCCCCAACACCAGGGUGGGCAUGGACUCUGAGCCUUAUGAAUCAAACACAGACCAAUCGAAGGCAUCAACUGUGUCACUAAAUGGAACAACAGAUAUGAUGAACCUCGAUUACGACUCUGAAACAGAUGCUCCGUCAAACCUAAAACCUGAAAGAACUGAUGACGACUUUGGGAGUCAACUCUCAGAGGAUUCAUCCAAAAUCCAAACUCAGUUUUUCCUGCCUGAAGACCUUCACAAUGUGCUGGAUGAGGUGAAGGGCUAUGUGAGCCAAAGUGACCAGAUAGAUUGUGAGAGCAAGCCAGUUUCGGAUGUGCCAAAAAUCAAGCCACCAGAGUCGACAGUGGACCGGCCUUGCUAUGGCGAGGAAACCUACAGCACCAUUGCUGGCUGGAUCAGAGAGCCUCCUGUUGCCAGUCUGGAGGUGCGCUUCACCCCUCAUGCUGAGAGGGAGUUAGCAGAAUUCCUUCCCACACACCUGUCAGGUCCCCCUGAAAGUGACAGACCCAGGUUUAAGUUUCUGAGCAGUUCAGACGAGGCCACUGCCGCCAUCAGAGGGGUGCUGUCAGCAGACCCACGGUCAGUAUACAGGAGGACUCGCUGUAAAGACCGACUCUUCUUCUUCACCCUGGACACAGCUGACAUCACUUGCUGGUUUGGACAAGGCUUUGCUGAGGUACUGCAGGUCCGACCUGUUGAGUGCCACAUUGCUUCGAUGUGAGAGUCUUGGUUUCUGUGUGUAGAGAAACAAACACACAAUGUCACUAAACAUUUUCCUUCUUAUAAGUAGAUAAAUAAAAGUUCUAUGAAAAAACAAA